AUACAGAGCGGAACGUUCACGCGCGCACAGUUUGUGCACGGAGCCUAUUGACGUAACACACGACCAAACGUUCCGUCAGCAUGCUUGUCUCAUGGUGCAGCUGUAGGUAGUUAUUUUACAAAUAUUACUGUUGAAUGCUUUUAAAGAAAUAUAUUCUAACAGACUGAUAGAUAUAGAUACGUUUUACAUAUAUAAAUAUUUACUAUUUUCCGCGUUAACAUGCGUGUCACAGGUCUGUCUUAAUGAUAUAAAGCGUCAAAAUAACAUGUAAACAUUUGGUCAAAUUCAUGUAAUAACAGAAAAAGCUGGACAGCACCUUAGUUUUUCUGAUUGUUCAUUAGGUUACUUAAAUAAAACCUUAGGAUGUCUAAAGUUAAACUGAAGAAUCACGCUGAAAGUGUUCAAACUAAUGGUCAGAAGAAGAAAAAUAAACACGAUAAUGAUAAAAAGACGUUUUUCUACGACACAACGACAGUCAGAAAUAAGAAGACGAAACCAAAAAGUGUAAAGCCAAGUGUUAUGCCCCCUUCAAAAGUUGAAGAGUAUUCGUGCAACUGGAAGACGUUACUGCAGAUUCUUGCUUCCAAACCUGAAAAGAAGGAUGAAGACACAAAACAGGCAAAAACCACAAACAAUAAAGGAAAGCAGCAUCAGAACACACAGUCAGUUUCCAAAGACUCUCAUAAACCAGAUAAACCCUUCAAAAAACCUGCUUCCGAGACGUCUGGAAGAGCAGAAAAAGAUGGAUUCCAACAGAACGGAAAAGACUCCACCGGACACAAACAAUUCAAAGCAGAGAAGAGGAAAAGAAAGGAGGAAAAAGAGAAACCGAUGAACAAAAAGAAGAAAGUUGAGGAGGUGGAAAUGAAAACCGCAGAGCCUGAUAUCUGGUUCGAUGAUGUGGACCCGGAUGACAUCGAGGCUGCGGUGGGGCCCGAGGCUGCAGAUAUCGUACGGAAACGCAGCGGGGUGCUGAAGUCCAGUGCAGAAGUCACAGAGAGCGCGCUGGUGAAAGAGCACGCGUUUGAGGGAUUGACCCGGGCUGUUGCUAUGGACUGUGAGAUGGUGGGCGUCGGGUGUGAUGGCGAGGACAGCAUUCUAGCACGAGUCUCCAUCGUCAACCACUUUGGGAAGUGCAUCUAUGAUAAAUACGUCAAACCCACGGAAAAGGUUACGGACUACCGGACGGAUGUCAGCGGCAUCAGACCGGCGGACAUCAAAAAUGGUGAGGACAUCAAGACAGUCCAGAAAGAAGUGGCUCAGAUUCUGGAAGGAAGAAUAUUAGUGGGACACGCCAUUCACAAUGAUUUAAAGAUUUUGCUGCUGGAUCAUCCCAAGAAGAUGAUCAGAGACACACAGAAAUACAAACCAUUUAGGCAGAGAGUAAAGAGCGCACGUCCUGCGCUGCGGGUUUUAUGCAAAGAGAUUCUCAAUGUUAAAGUCCAGCAGGGUGAACAUUCAUCUGUCCAGGACGCACAGGCCACUAUGAGGUUGUACACUCUGGUGAAGAAGCAGUGGGAGGCGGAGCUUAAAGCAGCCCGGGGGGGUACAUUUCAGAAGAGCCCCCGAAAACCCAAAGCUUCUAAAAACCAGAGCAAAUAAACUCGGAUCAGCCAGUAAAAACUCAUCACAACUCUUCAGACUGAAACUGAACACGGAUCUGAGCGGGGAACUACUUUACUGACAUGCUUUGUUCUGGAGCAAUACCUUCUGAUGAUGAUGAACUGGGUUUAAUAUUCCUUUCUGAAUGUCUCUCAGUUUGUAACAAGUCCCAGCUUCUGUUAUUUGAUGGAGGAGACCAUCAAACCGUUCAGAAUAUCAAUAAAUAAGUGUAACUGUA
Molecule: messenger RNA, 1840 nt
Organism: Carassius gibelio (silver crucian carp)
Lineage: Eukaryota; Metazoa; Chordata; Actinopteri; Cypriniformes; Cyprinidae
Product: RNA exonuclease 4
Exons: 8
Coding region: 364-1602 (412 amino acids)
Biological process (GO): DNA catabolic process; rRNA processing
Cellular component (GO): nucleus
Molecular function (GO): 3'-5' exonuclease activity; nucleic acid binding
Source: RefSeq, a predicted model, not a curated record